AGUAGAAGAAGGAGUAGUAGAAGAAGAAGAAGAAGAACAACAACAGCAGCAGCAGCAGCUACAUGCCUCACCAACACUUUUGAGCUUGAGAGUCAAAUAAAUGUGCCAAUAAUAUAUAUUUAAUCUCGCAGCUAUGGACAUAGCGGUGUACCUGAUUGCUGCUGCUAUCCUCAUUGUGCUGAUAGUGUUUGCGCUGAAGGUGCGAGGGAGCACACAGGAAGCUGAUGAGGAACAGCAGAGGGAUGUGGUCCGGGCAGCGGGGCCCCGUCAGCGGGCCCCCGAGGAGCGAGGGGCCGGUAUGCCUCGCAGAAGGAGGAACCUCGCCGCGUCGAUGGCCAACAGACGACCACAGAGAGAAGAUGUAGAAAAUGAGGAGGAACUUGUGGAGGAAGAAGAGGAAGAAGAGCAGCAGAACCUUGGGUCCACCGCCAAAGUUGGAGCCAAGAAGCAGAAGAAGCUGGAGGAGAAGCAGGCCAAGAAGGCCCAGAGAGAGAUGGAGCUGGAAGAGAGGGAGGAGAGGAAGAAGAUGCAGGAUCUCAGAGAGCAGGAGAGGCGUCAGGAGGACGAGAAAGAGCGCCAGAUGGAGCACAAACAGGAGGAAGAGGAGCAGCGGGCUAAAGAGGAGCAGGACAAACGGGAGGAGGAGGAGUACUUAAAGCUCAAAGCCUCCUUCACCGUGGAGGAGCAGGGGGAGGAGGAGCAGCUCUCUGAAGACCAGUCUCGAAAUCUGCUGCAAGAAUUCAUCCAGCACAUCGAGAGCUCCAAGGUGGUUCUCCUGGAGGACCUGGCCUCUCAUUUUGGGAUGAGGACGCAGGACGCCAUCUGCAGACUGCAGGACCUGCUGGCUCAGGGCUCCCUGACAGGAGUGAUAGAUGACCGAGGGAAGUUCAUCUCCAUCACUCCAGACGAGCUGGACUCAGUGGCUCAGUUCAUGAAAAAGAGAGGCAGAGUGUCCAUCACAGAGCUCGCUCAGGCCAGCAACUCGCUCAUCAACCUGACGCCUGAGAGCCGCAGCAGCGCCUGAGGGCCACAGCAGGGCCUCAUAAUGCUUCAGGAAAUCUGGACCAGUCUUCAUGAGGAGGCUGGAGAAUACUCAUCAUAUUAGACUGUUCCUCAGGUACAGGCUUUGUCAUCUGUUUUACUGUGUGGUGACAUCACUGCUCAGCAGCCUUAACACACCAGUACGUGUCAGUCUGCAUAUAGACUAGGACUGGUUUGAGCCACCCAAAAAUGAACAUACACACAAUAAAGAAACCAAUAUAAACUGA
Molecule: messenger RNA, 1268 nt
Organism: Gymnodraco acuticeps
Lineage: Eukaryota; Metazoa; Chordata; Actinopteri; Perciformes; Bathydraconidae
Product: DDRGK domain-containing protein 1-like
Exons: 8
Coding region: 134-1024 (296 amino acids)
Source: RefSeq, a predicted model, not a curated record